This is a messenger RNA of Didymodactylos carnosus, 1837 nucleotides long. NCBI's taxonomy places the organism in Eukaryota, Metazoa, Rotifera, Eurotatoria, Philodinida, Philodinidae. The record is from the annotation of a GenBank genome assembly.
GAACGAUGAGCUAGUAGUUUUACGUUUAUAUGUAGGCACUUGCCAAAGACAUCGAUUAGAUGUUCGCAGAGAUGUUCGAGUAGUAAGUGGACUUACUAAGGAAAAACGUGAAAGCGCACUCCGUCCUAUCAUCAUAGGUAUGAGCUCUUUUUAAUAAAAAAGAUUUUUAUGAAAGAGAAUGUUUAAAUGAUAGAAAAUAGCUUUUAUUUCCAAUAUCUCCUCUUGUAAUUCCAAUAUCUAUCUCUUGUAUAAGGUAAAUUUUAAAUGAUAUUAUUCUAAGGGUAAAAUAGUUUUUAUUUAUUGAAAUUCUCAAGAUGAAUAACUAAAGUAUUUUUAAAUUCCAAUAACAACUAAAUAUGUCCUUAAACUUUAUCAGCGUUAAAUAAUCAUUUAAUCUUGUUUUUAUAAUAAUAAACUUUAGUAUUAUUUGGUCAUCGUCUUGCUUGUUCUAUUUUUUAUUAAUUAAUGUGUGGUAUCGAAAAGCCACAUGUGUCUCUGAAACGGCGAUGGUUAAAGAGUAAAAGUUCUAAAAUUAGAAUAUGUAUCAUCCUACAUAACUGAUAUUGAUCACGAUACGUGUCAUCUGUGAAUGUUGAUGUACAAAAAUACACUACGUUAAAUAAUAAAAUGCGAAGGUGUUAAACUAAAAGCACAUAAACGACUACGCAUUUUAAAAAGAAAAAUACCAGUCAAUAAUAUAGAAGCGAUAGGGUUUUUCACAUAAAAAGCUUCGUUGUUGCUUUUCAAUUUUUACUUACAUUAGUAGAUCUUAACAAUACACAUCACUAUCAUUACCACACAAACCACAACAACAGAAAGGAUCAAACAUGGUAUUGAGAGAAAAAUCAUUUGUAUGUGUUUUACUAUUAGCAGUUAUCACUAUCGUCUCAUCACAACACAGUAAGUAGACUUUUUCAGCGUACUUACAAUUUUUUUGUUUCUUGGAAACAGUGAGAAAAUAAAAAAACGAAACUUUAAUAAUAGAAAAAAUUAGAAGAAAAUACUACAAAAUGUAAAUGUUUAUAUAAUUGUAGAACAACAAUGCGAAGAUUUUUCAGCUGAUGGUGAUUGUAGAAAAUUUAUUCGAUGUUUUUCUAAUUUACGAGUAAAAUUCACAUGUGGCAUAGGAACAGCAUGGGAUAAAAAUUUGAAAACAUGUGUACACAGAGAAUGGGUAGAAUCUUGUAGCGCAAAGGCCAGAGCUGCUGAUGAAGAUGCAUUAUCAAAUUUAACGCUGAGUCGCUCAAUAUCAGAAGCAAGCGAAUCUGGUGUCAUAGUUACCCCGAAACAAUUUGCUUGCUCAUCUUAUUGUUUGUACGGAGGUUCGUGUAAAGUGGUAGUUAAUGCUGUACAAUGUCAAUGUCCAUCGAAUAUUCAAUGUCAAGCAGUUGUCAUAAAGCCAUCACCCUGUGCGACAAGUCCUUGUUCCAAUGGCGGCUUAUGUCAAAAUUCUGGUGCGAGUUUUGCUUGUCGUUGUCCGCUUGGUUUCAUUGGCCUUACGUGUCAAGUGCGUAUUGAUCCCUGUGCCGCACAACCAUGCAAAAAUGGCGGCCAAUGUAUACCAACCGGGACUAUUAAUGCUCCGAAAUUUUGUACACCCAACCCGUGUAUGAAUGGUGGAAAAUGUAUUUCCACAAAAGAUGGUUACAAAUGUGCAUGCGAAAACGGUUCAGGAGGAAUCUUAUGUGAACAAAUUCAAAGAUCUGCCGACUACAAAUACUGUCUAUUAGACUGUCAAAAUGGUGGCACAUGUGUUUACAUUGGUACAACACCAUCAUGUCGAUGUCCAGAAGGAAGAAAUGGCCGUUUAUGUGAAAAACGUACGCAGUUUUUCUAG